AUGAGCGAGCUCCAGAAAUCCUUCGCCAAGUCUAAAUUGGCGAAAUUUCCAUCCGACGUACCAAUGUCGGAUGCGAUGUAUGCCCAUCACCCGGGUCACGAUGACGAUAGCUCGUCAACCUCGUCGCUGUCAUCGACCGGCACGCUAAUGCCGUCCCCGACAAGACAUCUAUUUGCCCGAACAAAACACACCCAGUCAUCCCAAUCAUGUUCAUGGACAGAUUUCUUUGAACAGGAGCUCUUCCUAGCUCAAGAAUCAGACAGUUUACACAUCCUCCAUCACGUGUAUCUUACUUCACCAAAGGACUCAGGACCACUCUUUGUCAUGCACCAUGGAGCAGGCUCAUCGGGUCUUUCAUUUGCAACAUGCGCAGACGAGAUCCGGAAGAUCCUUCCGAAGGCCGGGAUUCUCUCCAUCGAUGCAAGAGGUCAUGGUCGCACGACAACAACCACUACCAAAACGGAGCAACAAACACCAUCAACUGCUGCCGCUGCACAGGUAGAAGCUAAUGAUCAAGUUCAACUGGAUUUGACUUUGGGAACUCUCAGCAAAGACGUGGUUCACGUAAUUCGCCAGACCCAAGAGCGAAUGAAAUGGGACAAGUUACCAGACAUUCUACUUGUGGGUCACAGUCUUGGAGGAGCUGUCAUCACAGAUGUGGCUAAGAAUGGGGAGUUAGGUCCGAAAUUGUUGGCAUAUGCUGUGUUGGAUGUUGUGGAGGGAUCUGCCAUGGAUGCUCUCCAAAGCAUGGAGAAAUAUCUGUCAACUCGACCAACGCGAUUUCCUUCAUUAGAAGCAGGAAUCGAGUGGCACACCCGCUCUCGAACCAUUCGAAACACUAAUUCUGCUCGUGCCUCUGUUCCUUCCCUGAUAUACGAAGAAACCUCUCCCAGUGAUCCCUCCUGGCCCUGGGUCUGGCGCACUAACCUUUCCGAAACGAAACCAUUCUGGGAGAACUGGUUUAUCGGCCUAAGCAAGAAAUUUCUCGAAGCGAGAGGAGGAAAGCUCUUACUUCUAGCUGGAACCGACAGACUGGAUAAAGAACUUAUGAUCGGUCAAAUGCAAGGAAAAUACCAACUCCAGGUAUUUCCCGAGGCGGGCCACUUUGUACAAGAAGAUCAGCCUAUCAAGACAGCUCAGGUGCUUGCGGACUUUUAUAAACGCAAUGACCGCAGCGCCUUAGUACUUCCCCCUAAAGUAGCAGAUAUGCAAGCUGCUGCUGCAAUGAAGAAAGGCGCUGGGGCUUCAGGUAUGAUUGGGCAGCUGAAGUAG
Penicillium malachiteum is the source of this 1272-nucleotide messenger RNA. It is a transcript of the gene ppe1, whose product is annotated as putative ribosomal protein/carboxylic ester hydrolase (Ppe1). Gene Ontology annotation, biological process: protein demethylation. The record is from RefSeq and is a predicted model, not a curated record. The transcript is spliced from 5 exons. Gene Ontology annotation, molecular function: protein methylesterase activity. The coding region runs from base 1 to 1272 and encodes 423 amino acids. Lineage: Eukaryota; Fungi; Ascomycota; Eurotiomycetes; Eurotiales; Aspergillaceae.